UCAAGUAAUGGGCCUUUGGAGAAAUAUCACGAGGCGCACACUGUUGCUGUUUUAGCAAAGAAUCUUAAAAUCCCCGAAACCAAAAACCCUAUAAGCAGAGAUCGAAGCCGAAGGAAGGCGAUCCCAAUCCUCCUCGAUUCAUCUCUUCGCUCCCCAAAACCAAUGGCUACCAUACCGGUUAACCCUAAGCCGUUCUUGAACAAUUUGACCGGGAAGACGGUUAUCGUUAAGCUCAAGUGGGGAAUGGAAUACAAAGGUUUCCUCGCCUCUGUUGACUCCUACAUGAACUUGCAGCUGGGAAACACCGAGGAGUAUAUUGAUGGACAGUUGACAGGAAACCUUGGAGAGAUCUUGAUCAGAUGCAACAACGUUUUGUACGUCCGAGGUGUGCCAGAAGAUGAAGAACUCGGGGACGCCGAACAAGACUAGUCUGUACCAAGGAAAGUAGAAAUCGCCAGUCUGUUUUAAGUCUUGUUGUAUUCUAUCAGCAUCUUUAACCCAGUAUGCAGUUCUUGAAUCUUUUUGAGAUGGUUGAUACCUUUAAAGUUUAAACUAAAACGUCGCAAGCUGUUUAGCUCUUAAUGAGUAAUCGAACUUCCUUCCGGU
This is a messenger RNA of Brassica oleracea var. oleracea, 606 nucleotides long. RefSeq names its product probable small nuclear ribonucleoprotein F. The transcript is spliced from 5 exons. Bases 163 to 429 code for a protein of 88 amino acids. NCBI's taxonomy places the organism in Eukaryota, Viridiplantae, Streptophyta, Magnoliopsida, Brassicales, Brassicaceae. Gene Ontology annotation, cellular component: catalytic step 2 spliceosome; U1 snRNP. The record is from RefSeq and is a predicted model, not a curated record. Gene Ontology annotation, molecular function: RNA binding. Gene Ontology annotation, biological process: spliceosomal snRNP assembly; mRNA splicing, via spliceosome.